GGCACCGUCUGGCUCUCCCAGCCCCCCCCUUCAUUCCCUCCCCCUCCCUUUAAUCCCCCGCUGCAAGUUCUUCCCUGGCUGCUUGACGUCGCUGGGUGACGGGGCCACUAAGCUGCUGGGGGGGUGGGGGACAGGGGGAGCCAUACACCCACCCCACCCCCUGGCCUCUGCUGGCACCAGUUCCCCCAGCGCCUCCGGACCAGACGGGCACUGGCCCCGGACCAGGCCUGGGGUGUCUCCUUCCGUCCCCCCACCCACACCCCAGUGAUGACCAACCAGGUGGAGUUGGCCAUGGGGGAUGGGCCCCACCUGAGCCUGGACCCCCUGCCCAAGCCCUGCCUGGCGAAGCGCUGCGGCUGGCUCACCCGCAACCUGCUGCUAACGCUCACCAUCCUGGGGGUGAUUCUGGGCACUGUGUUUGGGGGCCUCCUGCGGCUGCUCCCCCCGCUGGACGAAGACCUGCUGGUGCUUAUCUCCUUCCCUGGAGACAUCCUCAUGCGGAUGCUGAAAAUGCUCAUCUUGCCCCUGGUCAUUUCCAGCCUCAUCUCAGGGCUGGCAGGGCUGGAUGCCAAGUCGAGUGGGCACAUGGGCACCCGUGCCAUGGUGUAUUACAUGUCCACCACGGUGCUGGCCGCCGUGCUGGGCGUGAUCCUGGUGCAGUCCAUCCACCCGGGCGACCCCAAACUGAAGACGGUAACGGGCACGGCGGAGAUGGGCGAGGAGGUUUCCAGCCUGGACGCCUUCCUGGAUCUGAUCCGGAACCUCUUCCCCGAGAACCUGGUGCAGGCCUGUUUCCAGCAGGUCCAGACGGUGUCCCAGAAGGUGCCGGUCCCGCCCCAAGUGGUGCGGCAGGAGAACGUCACCCGGCUCCUCCCGGGGAACCUGUCCCUGCUCAACGCCACCGUCACGGAGAUCAGCCUGGGGCCCAGCACCCUCACCCAGAAACGGCUGGAGUUCAAGGCGGGCAUGAACGUGCUGGGGCUGAUCGGGUUCUUCAUCGCCUUCGGGGUGGUCAUGGGGCAGAUGGGGGAGCAGGCCAAGCCCAUGGCCGACUUCUUCAACAUCCUCAACGAGAUCAUCAUGCAGCUGGUCGCCAUGAUCAUGUGGUACUCGCCCUUCGGCAUCGCCUCCCUGAUCUGCGGGAAGCUGGCCGGGCUGCAGGACCUGGAGCUGGUCGCCCGCCAGCUGGGCCUGUACAUGGUGACGGUGGCCCUGGGGCUGCUGCUGCACGGGGCCCUCGUCCUGCCCCUCAUCUUCUUCGGGGUCACGCGCCAGAACCCCUUCGCCUUCUACGCCGGCAUCUUCCAGGCCUGGCUCACCGCGCUGGGCACCGCCUCCAGUGCGGGGACGCUGCCCGUAACGUUCCGGUGCCUGGAGGAGAACCUGGGGGUCGAUCGACGCGUCACCCGCCUGGUGCUGCCCAUCGGGGCCACCAUCAACAUGGACGGGACGGCGCUGUACGAGGCCGUGGCCGCCAUCUUCAUCGCUCAGAUGAACAACAUCGCCCUGGAUGGGGGGCAGAUCGCCACUGUCAGCCUGACGGCCACCCUGGCCAGCGUGGGGGCAGCCAGCAUCCCCAGUGCCGGCCUGGUCACCAUGCUGCUCAUCCUGACGGCCGUGGGGCUGCCCACGCAGGACAUCAGCCUGCUCAUCGCUGUGGACUGGCUGCUAGACCGCCUGCGCACCUCCAUCAACGUGGUGGGGGACUCGUUCGGGGCCGGCAUCGUUUACUACCUGUCGCAGGCUGAGCUGGCAGCCGUGGACGCCCGGGCCGAGGGGCGCCCGCCCGAGCCCCCCAGCCCCAAGCUCCCACCGCUG
This is a messenger RNA of Gopherus flavomarginatus (Mexican gopher tortoise), 1818 nucleotides long. RefSeq names its product excitatory amino acid transporter 2-like. Gene Ontology annotation, molecular function: L-glutamate transmembrane transporter activity; glutamate:sodium symporter activity; neutral L-amino acid transmembrane transporter activity. Gene Ontology annotation, cellular component: plasma membrane. The record is from RefSeq and is a predicted model, not a curated record. NCBI's taxonomy places the organism in Eukaryota, Metazoa, Chordata, Testudines, Testudinidae. Gene Ontology annotation, biological process: L-glutamate transmembrane transport. The transcript is spliced from 10 exons. The annotation marks the transcript as partial.